This is a messenger RNA of Paramecium sonneborni, 908 nucleotides long. Lineage: Eukaryota; Ciliophora; Oligohymenophorea; Peniculida; Parameciidae. The record is from the annotation of a GenBank genome assembly.
CUUAAAUGUAGUUAGAUAAAUUUUAAGUCGAUUAUCAAGAAUAUCAUCUAGCCGAUGACAGUAUAUAUACCUUGGCUAUUAAUCAAAACUUAUAAUUGCUUGCUUUUGGUGGGAAAACAGAAAAGAUUAUUGUUUUAGAUCUAUCUAAUGAUUAAAUCUAUUAAACCUUGGAAAAAACCCAUAAUUUACCAGUGCUUUGUUUGAUUUUUUGUUAGAAUAAUAGGCUUUUCUAGUUUGGAUUCGAUCAUUUUUUCGUCAUCUAUUCUUAUUCGAAUAAGAAGUUUGUGGAACCAGAAAUAAUACAAACUCCAAAUGUCAUGCAUAGAUUUGCCAUUUUAACAAAUAAUGAUAAUUAAAUUAUUUCAGUUGGUGAUAACAAUGUGAUAAGCAUUUAUAAUAUUUCUAAUAAAUAAGUAUAAUCACUAAUUCUUCCGAUACAUUAUAAAAUAACAUGCAUUACAACAAAUUAUCAAUAAAAAAUAGCUAUUGCUUCAGGAAUGUAAUCACUUUGUUUUAUAAACAUAUAAUAAUAAAGAAUUAUUUUUAGUGAAAAUAUUUAUUCUUCGUUUUAUGUAAAAAUGUCAAAUAAUAAUUAAUUUUUUGCUUAAGGUCAUGGAAAAAAUAUAAAUAUUAAAUCGACAAUAAACAAAAAAUUGAUUAGAAAAUAGAUUGGAAAUUAUAAUUUUUGCCCUUUGAUUAUGAAAUUUACUAAAAGUGAUUAAUUUCUCAUAGCAGGGAAUUUGAAUUUUUCAAUUUCAAUAUUUAAUGUUUGUUUAGGUGAUUGCGAUUAUUAUGAAAAUCAUGAAUCUUAUAUCUUUAGUAUAGAAUUUUAAGAUCAAUAAGAGAAUGUGUUUUAUACUGGGUGUAAAGAUUAUAGAAUUGGAAAAUGGGUUAAAAAGUCUUUUUGA